Molecule: messenger RNA, 3546 nt
Organism: Naegleria gruberi
Lineage: Eukaryota; Heterolobosea; Eutetramitea; Acrasida; Naegleriidae
Exons: 1
Coding region: 1-3546 (1181 amino acids)
Source: RefSeq, a predicted model, not a curated record
AUGUCAGACAUUGAACCUGCCAAGAACGAAUCCCAAGAUGGCAUCAUCAAUAUUGACAUUUCACCAACACAAUCCUCCACUUCAUCUUCCACGAAACCAAGUAUCAUUCCUCUCCUCAACAUUUUAAAAAAGAAAAAUGAAACUCCAGAACCUAAUAAUAACGGUGGGAGUUCUUCUACCGGAAAUAACGAGUAUCAUCACAUCAAUAAUAAUAAUAAUAAUAAUUAUUUAAAUAUUACCAGAUCGAAUAGUACACUAAGUUCUUCUGGUCUGGUAGAUAAUUAUGAAAAUUACUAUCAACAAAAUGUUAUUCAACGAUCGGAUAAGCAUGUAUUUGUUGUGGGAAGGAAAGGAAGUGGUAAAUCAUCAUUGAGUAGAGUCUUGUUAAUGUUGGAUCAAUCGGAGGUGUAUAAUCAACCUCCUUCACCAAAAUUACUUGAUAGCAGCUCAACUAGUAGCUCCAAUAUUACACCAAGAAAAUCUAGUUGGAAAUUUUCAUCCUCUACCACUGAUGAGUGUGCAUUGACUUCGAGUGGAACGGAAACCUAUCGAUCAUUAUCUUCAUCACCAAGACAACAAUCGGAAACUACCAAUUCGCAAUCAGUCUCUACUUCAUCAUUGAAUGUUGCACAAAGCUCUUCGAAAUUAUCACAAUUCAUCAACAAUUUCAGAUCCUAUUCACCAACAACUGGAAAGAAAUCACCCUCCUUUGAGAAUAUUCAAGAAUUGGAGAGUGUGGAUUCAAAAUCAAUUAUGGCUUUUAGGAUUUUACAAUAUUUUGCGUGGCAAUUAGAAUUGGAAACUUUACUGAUAUUGUAUCAUCCAGAUACUAUUAACAAGUUUCUUUUUCCUCCACCUUUAAAAAAGAUAUUGGGAUGGGAAGAAUUUGUUCAAGAUUCAGAUAAUGAAUAUCUUGAUAUUGUGGAAAGAAUUGCUAAUAGUGAGCCAGAAGAUGUUAGAUUUGAAGGAUUCUACGAAUUGGCCAAACAACAUCAAAUAUUUAAACUAACAGUUUGGGAUCAGAGACAUGAAGCCAAUGUCAAUUUUGAAGAGAUUCCAACACUAGUACAAUUGAAACAGUUACUUUCCCAUUUAAAUAUUUCUUCCAAUAAGAAAUUCUCAGCAAAAAAAUCCUAUUCAUUCAGAAAUUCCUCUAUGAAACUAUUCACAGUUCAAGACUUUCUCAAAGUUGAUGGUUUGGAACUUCCUUUCUUGUCUAACUUUUUACAAAUACUUUCCUAUAGAAAUACUAUCAAAGAAAUGAAUAUUAAUAGAAAUUCAGAUUAUAGACUCUUACUGGCAUCUGAUAAAAUUAUAGGAGAUGUGAUUUCAACCUCUAAAACUGAACAUACCUUUAUUAAAUACAAGGGUAAUACUAUUAAUAUUGUGGAAUGUGAAAAUUUGGAUGAAAUGAUUAAUGCAAUGAAUUUAUUUGAAUUGAAUGGUAACAAGAAGAUAGAUAUGAUAUUCUUUGUAUUUUCACUGUAUGAAUUUUUUGUAGAUCAGUCAAAAUAUAGAUUAGCAAUGAAUACAAUGUCAGAUUGGAGAAGAUUAAAUCAAGAUGAACGAUUCAAAUCAUGUCCUAUUAUUUUAAUUGGUAGUAAGGCUGAUAUGGCACUAAGCUCCUCUCCUGCCAUCACAAGAAUGCCAUCUUUUGGAUCUGGAGUAGAGUCAUGUCAGGCAGACGAUGAUUUAAAAUCAUUCCAGAAGGACAUUUCCAAAAUAUUUCUCACCAAUGAAAAUUUAGAACCAGUUGGUGCUUCACUAACUCUUCAGAUUACCUCAGAGAGUUCCAUGAUUACCAAAACAUCUUCUCAUCCUUCCAUAAUUACUGGAACAUCUACACUAUUAAGUGCUUCAAAUAUUUCAAGGAGAAGAAGUGCCUCCUCACCAAAAGAAAUGAUCUUUGUGCCACCCAAAUCUAGGAAGAAGCUCCUCGAAACUGUAACUAAUAGAUUUCUAGAAGAUGAAUCUGUAUCUCAUGGAAGAAAAACUCAACUAUUGGAAGACUCUUGCGUUAUUUCGUUUAAACAUGAUGAUGAUAUUUGGGACAAGUUGACAAAAAUAUUUGGUAAAUUCAUUACGCCAGUCACAAAUAUUCGAUUUGGAUUUUAUGGAGUUGGACCAAGUUCAAAAAGUACAAUAUUCAAUCACAUGGUGAAAAUUAUUCAGAGAAGAGAAAGCAACCCAACUGGAGAUAAGGUCCUCUCUCCAUCUUUAAUGUUCAACUAUUAUGUGAAAUCGAUAGCAUCAGCAUGGAAAAAGAUUUUAGAGCUGAGAAAUGUUCAACUUAAGGCAAAAAAUAUAGAACCACACAGAUCAUCAAUAAUAACCAAGAAAAAGUCGGCAACUCUCACUUUACGAGGAAUUGACAGUCCUAGAAAUUCAACAAACUCUACAUCAUUUAAAAUUAACAACCAAAAUGAUGAAAAUCGAAAUAUAGAGGAAGAUUUAAUGGAUCGUGUUUCAGAUCUUGAUUCAGAAUCCAAGAAUUUAUAUACAUGGUGUAUUCAAGUAUUGAAAGCUGAUAUUCAAUCCACGAUAAGAUUAUUGAAUGAGGAAAUUAUCAUUACUCUACAAAAUCAUUGGACUAAUAAGGAAAUGAAAGAAAUUUGGAAUGAAAAUUAUCUCAAAUCGGAGAACAGCAGCAAGUUACAGAACUUGUACUAUUUGAUGGAAUAUUUGGAUCAAGUUCACAAAAACAAUUUUGCCUCUAUUUAUUUGCAAUCACCAAGAAAGAACACAAUAGUUCCUAAAAUAAGUUUUCCUGUAUUCUUAAAAACCUACACGACUGUCAACUUGUUAACAGAUGUAUUUUAUUUGGCAGGUCAAAAAUGUACAAUAACUGUUUCGAGAGGAUCCAAAGAAAGAUUCAUUCAACAAUGGAGAAUGAGGAACAAAUCAAAAUAUGAUGUAGUGUUCUAUACUGUAAAUAUUUCUAAUUACGACAUGCCACCAGAGUUAACAAUAUCCUCAAGUGAAAAUGGAGAAGAUCAAGAUGAUGUGAAGAGUCUUGCCCAAUCCAUAAUUUACUUCCACGAGCUAAUGUCUAAUAUUUUACUUAACAAUCCUAAAUGUGUUCCAUACUUGAUAUUUACACAUAAGGAUAUUUUCUUGGAAAAAGUGAAAAGUGGGUCAUUCCUAAUCAAGCAAGAAAAUCUUUCAAAACGAUCCAGCAUUGAUUUGGGAAUAACAAGAAGAAGUACCAAUCAAGAAGACUUCUCAGAGCUUACCCAAACAAAAUUGAACAAGAAUGAGAUGAGUAUUCUUAAUCCAAGACUUGGUUUGAAAGAAGGUUCUUCUGAGCAUAAUUAUGCAUUAACCAUUAUUUCUAAAUACUUGGAUUUUUCGUUUGCCACUCCAAAUAUUAGAUCACUUAUUAUUUCUAAUACUUUCCUACUUGAUGCUACCAAUGAAGAAGAAAGCAGCUCUUUCAUUGAACAAAUGUUGGAUAAACGAGUUGUAAGUGAUUUUGAAAUUGAUUAUGAACUAGGUCUGGGCAAUGGUUUAAUGAUGGGAACUAGAAUUGCUUCGGUAUUGAAAUAA